AUGAAACCGUUGUGGAUUCAACAGCAGAGAGAAGCCCUCAAUCUUUCAGCCACUGACCAACAACAAUUGCUAACCCAACAGAAGGAGCAACUAUCCACUCUGUACAAACAACAUCAGAUGGAUAUCCACAUCUACGGAACUCAAUACCCGUUGCCUCUUAUGAACGUGGACGAUGUACUUACUUCCCUACCACCGCAUGAAAAAGAAUUGGACGAAAUCUUUUGCAGGGAAAUCGGCAAAUUGGUGCCCCUACUGACUUCCUCCACAAUCAACGGAGUUGAACUUUACAUUGCACGACUCAGCUCAGUAAUGUCUGCACUGGCCAAAACGCCAGCACGGAAACAAAUACUGGACCGCAUAGCAGCCCCCUACCUAUCCUCUCUCCUACUCAAAGAAAAUGGACUAGUUUCAUCCUACCUCUCGUUAGUGAAUGAAUCGAUCCCUGAUGAUCAGAAGACCCUCCUUGGCUCCCUCCGUUACAUAGUAACAUUAAUGUCCAAUGAUGGACACCGUGGAAAUCUUGGAAGCCACAUCAAACCGCCUUACCAAGCUGACAAACCCAUUGGCACUUACGCCACGCAAUUUGAACAGUUCGUCCAACGGAUUGAUGGUAUUCGGAUGGACUCCUUGGAAAUGCUAACUAACCAUGCUCUCAAUGGAGAACGCCGCCGACAGUUUGUCCGCGGCCUAUCAGGCAAUUUACGUAUCCUUGUAGAAACCCCGUCAAUAGAUACAUCAUGGCACGCUUUUAAGCAAGCGUACUUCAAUGGAUACAUUAGACUUCACCCUAACACAUCGUUAUUUGGCAAACCCCAUCAUCAACAAGAUCGAAACACACGAAAAACCCCUCCGAAUGGAAACCGUCAACAUAAACAACCAAGUGCACCAUCUACAUCUGCUCGUAACCACACAGCCGCUCCGCCAAAACGACAUUUCAAUAAACCGAAUCGUCCCUUUGACAAGAAACCACAAUUCCAGUCCCCCUCCUUCCUCCAUACUCACCCUGCGUCCACAGUAAAGGAUAAUUCCAAAGUUAGGAGACAACGUUCAAAGAAAAACCAAGUUAACGCAAUAACAACAGAAAUGAAAUCACAACGAUCCAUGCUUCAAGCUUUGAUGGACAAAUUGAACUUUUUCGACGUCCCUCACACAGCCGUGACUGUAGUAUGUCUUCUAACAUUGUGUAUGGCUGUAAACGGAUGGGAAUGUGCAAGCAUUCCACCCCACUACCCUUUACUUUACCGACAAGGUACUUAUUCAUUUGCCGGCUCCCGUGCAGUGGAAGCCAGUGAAAUGCAUACGGUUUGCACUCCAGAAUUGUUCCACCCGGCUUUAUUGGUCGAUUCUAUACUCAUCUCUCAAGACAACUUUUUUGCCUUGGAAACCAAAGUAGCACCGUACGAGGAUUCAGAUCCUCCUAUCUCUUGUCGACCCCUUGUUGCUAUGAGUAACUUAUCAACAUCGGACAUUUUCCUCACCAAACAUUUGGAAACCACAUUUUCCGAAUCUACAUUCCUCAAUUUCCUCGACAUAUAUGCGUAUCACCACGCAUUCAACUUCUCCUGCCCGUCUAACAACGAAAUGGAAACCCAAAUCCCAGAUGGCAAGGUAGUCCCUCCGUCUCCAAUACGUAAACGAAAGCGACCUCUUGAUAUCGAUGUCUUAUCCUCCCCGGAAUAUGCAAAACUUCGGCAAUCACAUUCAAUCUCUUCCGACAAGAUUAGAGACCUUGAAAAUGAAGUUUCCCGACUACAAUUUCAACUGUCUGCCGCCGGAAAGGACCUUGCAGAUUUCAAAUCACAAUCCGAAACCCGUGAGAAGAAAAUCAAAGUACAUCUCGAUCGCUUACCACAUGCAGAAACAGAUUUAGCACAAGCAAGAGAUCAACUAGCGUCCUCCAAGGAUGCUCUAGCCGCCCAAAUGAAGCUACAUAAGGAUACUUUAACCGAACUUGAAACGCUUCGUGAAAAUUAUAAUCGACACGUUUCCCUCGCCGACGGUGCGAAGAAUGCCCUGCUCGAAUUCCAAACCAGAACACUUCAACAAGCUGGCACCGAGAAGAAGCUCCAUGAAACCGAACUUCACAGUAUGCGCAAUAAACACGCACAAGCUAUUGAUGACCUGAAACAGCAAGCGACGACUAAAUGUAAUCAACUGAUAGAAGCAAGCGAGAAAAAGAUGCAACAACAAUGCGACUUACAACGCAAGAGAGACAGUACUGAAUUUGCGAAAGAGAAAACUCGUUUAUCGGAAGCAGCUACAACGAAACUUAAAUCAGAAUUAGAUAAGAUGAAGCUUAUUUACGAUAAAGAAAUAGCAGCAGUUAAAGAAACCAUAAAAACUUCCGCUGGUGACAAAAUGGAAAUGGAUGACGACGAUAACUUGAUUAAACGUAUUGCUGACCAAGCCAGAAAGAUCAGCUCAUUACAACAAUUACUUGCUAUCAAAACUGAACAAGAAACCCCGUCCUCUACUCAUAAUCCCGAGUUGUGUACUUCUUACAACAACUUUGUAAUCUUUAUGGAUCACCUCAAACGCAUGGAAUUAACUGACGCAAUGCUGACACUGCCCCGAAGCAUUGUCUCCCUCCUGACCUUUUUAUCCACCUUAUUAGGUACUAAGAUAUGGUCCAACCGCAGUCAUAACAAACUGCCCCAACAUAAUGCACGAGCGACUGCUCCUUCCCCUAAAACCGAUUAUUCGGCACCUUUACUGUCCCCUGCUAAAUGGAAAUUUGGCGACGGACCGGUACCUGCCUCAGUCAAUGCAGUACUUUCUGAAGCUCUUCCUCGUUUACGCAUAAUAAUGGGUAACUUACCGAUCACGCUCCUAUUGGAUACCGGAGCUUCCAUCAACGUUUGUAGCCUCUCAAUUGCAAAACAAAUCGACAAAGAAUACAUACUUGCUCGACACCCUACAUCAGCAACGGCUUAUUCCGCAAAUGGAACGGAAUUAUCUUUACAUGAAAUUAUACAUCUCCGAAUCCCUAUUGGACAAGAUCAUUACAACAUCAUAUGCCAUGUUAGUCCACAUGUAUCCCACGACCUCAUCUUGGGACAGCCUGGUUUAAAAGCCUUUGGUGAUUUUUCAAUAUCCUGGAAACAUGGACGUAUACACUUGGGAUCUCACUCUUUUCCCAUAUCAAAUGCUUACCCCUUCAAAUUAACUAGCAACACAGAUCUACCACCACAUUCCACGAACAUUCUAAACCCCAGAAUUGAUGCACCCGUGAAUGUGCUACUGGACGCUGUUUAUACAGUUGCAAGUCCUUAUUUUAAAGGAAGUAACCAAUUAGUUACUUACAAUGCAAUCUCUCCUGUUAUUGAUAAUCAGAUUAACUUUGUAAUCAACAAUAUCGGAGCUAACCCUGUAGCUUUAUAUGACAAAACUACAUUAGGCUAUGUCACAUUAGUCGAAUCAUUAUCUGAGACGGACCUUCGCAUUACAAACGAUGGCUACAGCAGUGAUGAAGCCGAUAUCUGUGACCGACUUCCACCUUACCCGACGAGCCUACCAAAUCAGCAACUACAGAAGUCUGACUUUCUUUCACAAGUACAGCUUCCCCCCGAUGCCCUAUCCAAAGAUCAACUAUCCCGAUUACACGACAUUUUAUGGACCCAUCGAUCUGUCUUCCACGAAUUCAAUCCUACUCCUGGCCGGUAUAACGGUCCAGAAACAUUAGAACUACGAACAGCUCCACACGAUAUUCCCAAACCAAUUCGUGCCCCUCGCUAUUCCGUAGAAAAAGAAAACGAAAUCAAACGCCAAGUCGAUGAUAUGCUUAAGCACGACAUGAUUGAACCAUCUCGUACUCCUUAUCUAUCACGAAUCAACUUGGUUAAGAAGAAAAAUAAUGAGUGGAGAUUUGUGGUCGAUUUUCGCUCCAUUAACAAAUUGAUCGUGCCUCAAUCACAUCACAUACCACGGAUAGACACCAUCCUGGAUAAAGCAUCUGGAAAACAAUAUUACACCUCUUUGGAUUUAAAAAACGGAUUCCAUCAGCUCACUCUAGAUAAAGAUAGUCGCUAUCUAACCGGAUUCCCCACGCACAUAGGAAUCUUCCAAUACAAACGAAUCCCGAUGGGAUUGGUAGGCAGUCCCGAUUUCUUCAACCACAUAGUUGAGAAACUAUUUAAAUCCUCCAACAACUUCGUUUACCUUGACGACAUUCUAUUAACUGACAAUUCGAUAGAUGAACAUCUUGAAAACAUCAACACAGCUCUUUCAAAGGCCUUAUCCUUUGAUUUCCGCUUUUCUCUAACAAAAUGCCUCUUUUUCCAACAAUCACUUGAAUAUCUCGGAUUCAUCAUCAGCAAAGAUGGAAUACAACCGAACCCUAAGAAAACCGCUGCGUUACGAAAUAAACCUAUUCCGUCUAACGAAAAGGAACUACGCUCCUUCUUAGGAGCGGCUAACUAUUACCGCAAACACAUACCUGGAUAUAGCAAGCUGGCCAACAUCCUGUACGAUUGUACAUCACAAUUCCUUUGGACAUCAAAGCACACUGAAGCGUUUGAAAACAUCAAAGCAGCUCUAGCAGACGCAUGUACCUUAUCGCCACCCGAUGAUUCAGCACCUUAUACCAUAGUUACAGACGCUAGUACCCAAGGUAUUGGCGCUGCAUUAAUGCAAAACAACAGACCAAUCGCUUUCACUUCCAGAACGUUGAAAAACGCAGAAUUAAUGUACGCUCCUGUACAAUUAGAAGCACUUGGACUCGUAUUUGCUUUAAAAUCAUUCAGCCCGUACAUCUACGGCAAACGCACAACGGUACUAACUGAUCAAAGCAGCCUACUUAGCCUUAUGACUAAGACCGAUGUAUCCAAUAUUCUUGAUCGUUACAAGAACUAUAUCAUGGGUUUCGACAUAGACAUUCGUUAUAUCAAAGGAUCAGACAAUGCAGUCGCGGAUUAUUUAAGCCGUUCCGUAUUUUCUGUAGAAGUCACUCCAAUUGAUGAAAAAUACCAUUCGGUAUUCCCCAAAACAACGAAUUACUUCCAAACACCAUACAUAGUCUCUCAAUUCCCACAGUUUCUCAAUGAUAAUGAGCAACUCGAUUACCCCGAUUGUAAAAUACAAUCCCGCGGUAAAACUGGCAUCUAUGUUCCCCAAAUAUUACGAUUCAUGCUCUUGUCCCUAUGGCAUGAACACCCUUUAUUAGGUAACCACUCCGGCUACGAAAAAGGAGUCAGAAAAUUCAAAGACAUUUUCUUAUGGCCCAGCAUGGACAACGAUAUCAAGAAAAUAUGGUCCACAUGCUCUAAAUGCCUAAAAAGUAAAACACAAUCACCUUUAAUGGCUCCAGUUUCGACCAAGACAAUUCCUAUACCUCCCCAUCCUUGGCAUACGCUAAGCUUGGAUCACAUAGUUAUUGACGAAAAUAAUAAUGCAUUGGUUGCAAUAGACGAAUUUAGUAAAUUUGUCACAUUAAUUCAUACCACCAACUUAGGAGCAAUAACAGCAAUCAACUCGCUAGAAAGAAUAUUCUUCUUAAUUGGUUUCCCGGACGUCAUCAAAACUGACAACGGUCCCGCUUUUAUAUCUAACCCUUUCCAAUUAUUCUGCAAUACCUAUGGAAUUAAACAUUACACAGUAUCUGCUUACAAUCACCAAGGCAACGGAAUAGUGGAACGUUUUAAUAGAAUCAUCCGCGAAGCUAUUCGCUUAUAUCCUAAAACAGAUAUCAAAUUACUUCUUCACAGUACCCAAUAUGCUCAUAACUUUGGCUAUACCACAACACAAGAAGGAAAACCAAAAGAAUACAUUCUUACAACAACAGACAAAUGGCUCCAAGAACCAUACAUCAACACCUCCCUUUCCGGUCGAUAUGACCUUCUCCUUUAUCUGAAAUCCCUAAUAACAUCAUCUACAAAACAAAACCCUGCCGAAACACCUCAACGGAUCCCUCCUGGAACUCUCGUCUUUCGAAGAAAUCCAACCGCGCACAAGAAUAGUGAACAAUACGAAGGACCGUAUGAGGUUAUCGAACACAUACAUGGCGAUUCCUACAUUAUACAAAAACUUUCCUUUAAAGGACGGCGAAUCGAAUCAGCAUUCAAAACAAAUGCCAGAUUACUGAAGCUAGCUCCAAAACACUUUUCAUUAUCAACACCUAAUGAUACUCCAUUAGAAGAAACGACACCUCCUUCCUUACAGGCUGAAGUUUCAACUGAAAACAUCAAAUCUACAAAGAAAAGGGGGAGACCAAAGAAAGCGUAUAAUAAAGAAUCAAUUCCACCUCAGAAAGAACCGAAAACGGAUAUAAAGAAAAAGCGAGGACGACCCCGUAAAUUAACUAGAAAGACAACCAACAAAAACAAAUCCCCGUCUGUGAAUGAAACAGUAAAAGAAAUGAAGAAACGUGGUAGACCCAGAAAAAUAAUAACAGAAGAACUAAGUAAUGAAUAA
Strongyloides ratti is the source of this 6408-nucleotide messenger RNA. RefSeq names its product Reverse transcriptase domain and Integrase,catalytic core domain and Ribonuclease H-like domain and Aspartic peptidase domain-containing protein. The record is from RefSeq and is a predicted model, not a curated record. The transcript has a single exon. Bases 1 to 6408 code for a protein of 2135 amino acids. Gene Ontology annotation, molecular function: DNA binding. Gene Ontology annotation, biological process: DNA integration. NCBI's taxonomy places the organism in Eukaryota, Metazoa, Nematoda, Chromadorea, Rhabditida, Strongyloididae.